AUGGCCACCGCGACCACCCUCCAGCCCUCGGAUCCCUUCCUCCAGAUCUUCCAUCGCGAGAGGCAGUCCAUCUGGCAGCAGCACCCACACCUGUCCGACGGCGACCGCGAGCUUCUCUGGCACCAGCGCAAGGCUGAACUGGCCUCCUUCCUCGCUACCGACUCGACCCAGCAUGUGCAGUCCGCACACACGCCCAGGUCCCUGUCCAGCGUCCCCACUGAUCUCGGCCUUUCCAUGGCCAUGAACCGCUCCGAGAGCACGUCGAUACACUCCGCUCCCGCCGGCGUGUCCAUGUCUCCCUCGUACUCCGGCGCCUCACCCGUCGACUUCUCCAGCCACCUGCUCUCGAACGGCUUCUCCCAUCAGCGCCCCGAGCUUUUCUCGAGUAAUACCGACCCCACCGGCGCUGCCUACACCCUGACCACCAAGGCCGGCCUCGCCAGGAGUACGUCCGUGCACCAGCCUAUGCCUCCCCUCGACGAGGUCAACGUCUACGAGGACCCCUCCGAGUACAUCGCCACCUUCAACGGCCACGCCCACAGCCUCCCGGCCAGGUUCGACAGCUUCCCCUCGACUUACCCCAUGCAGCGCGCCUACAGCAACGUCAGCUCCAUGUCCCCCGGCACUUCCGUUGGUGAACUGACCGCAGGCUCCACCGUGGCCAGUGACAGCAUGAGUCGGCAAAGCUCGUCCAGCGCGACCUUUGCCCACCAGUUCGACAUGAUGCGAGUCCAGUCGCAGUUUUCCAACACUUCCGAUUCUGUUUUUCCUACUCAUGAUUUCUUCGUUGCUUCACCAUCUGCUUCAAAGUCUCAGGGCUUGCCGGCAGAUGGUGACUUUUCCUAUAUGUCUUCUGCUUCCGGCGCUGAUAUUUCAUCAGCGCAUUUUCCUAUUUCGUCUUCUCCUUUUGUUCCUUCUCCUGCUGUUGCCAGCAACUCUGCUGCACGUUCAAAUUCCCACUUCUCUCCCGUCGCCAACAUGGCGCGUUCGGGUUCGAUGGAGAGCAACGACUCUGCAGGCUCUCCCUCUCGUCCGAAACGCCGCCACAUCGAGCAGCUCGCUUCGGGAGCGAGACCCAUCGCUCCCAAGGCCUCUGAGGGUGGCAUUGCCAUGAACUCUGCUCAGAUGGAGCGCGCUCCAUCUGCAGCCACCUCGGCCUCUCUCGUUCGUGUGCCCACGUCUGAUGGCACCGGCACCAAGUCGGUCGCCGCCAUCAGCAAGGCUCCCUACAUUCGCCCUGUGCACCCCAAGAUCAUGUGCCAGAAGUGCAACGAACACCCUGAGGGCUUCCGUGGUGAGCACGAGCUUCGCCGUCAUACUGAGCGCGUGCACGCAGCCAUCCGCAAGGUGUGGGUCACCGUCGAUGCCUCCCCCAACAAGCAAUUCCUCGCCCACUGCAAGGCUUGCCGCAACGGCAAGAAGUACGGCGCGUACUACAACGCCGCAGCGCACUUGAGACGCGCUCACUUCAACCCUCGCAAGCGUGGUCGCAAGGCCAAGGGUGACGAGCGCAGGGGCGGCAAGGGCGGUGGCGAUCACCCUCCCAUGGACGUCCUCAAGCAGUACUGGAUGAAGGAGGUCGAGGAGUUUGUUCCCGAGAACGCGAGCAGCAGCAACGACCUGAAUGCCGAUGCCGAGUGCGAGGACGAGGAGCCGGUGAACCACGCCAGUCAGUUUGGCAUCAGCAGUGACGGUAUCCCCACGGCAGUCAUGGAGGGCAGCAACUGCCCUUCCGGCACUGUCCCGUCCAAUGCACCUGCCUCGAACCCCAUGUCUCCCUCUGGGCUGACUGGCAACCUGUCCAACCCCGCCAUCGGCUCCUUCGACACCCAAGCUCUCGCGUUCGAGCCCAGCACCUCGUUCAACACUGCGUCUCAAAUGCAGACGACCGACUUCUCGAUUUUGGACCAGUACGCGCCGGCCAUGGCCGGCACGACGCUCUCGCCGACGCAGUUCCAGCUCGACCUGGGCGACCCGUCGACGAUGACGCAGCACCAACAGCAGAUGCCACCGCAGCAGCAGCAGAUGAUGCCGCAGACUUAUGAUGUCAACGCCAUACCUGCUACUACUGCCGGUGACUUCAGCGGGUACUUCGUCGCUUAA
This is a messenger RNA of Diplodia corticola, 2103 nucleotides long. RefSeq names its product key lime pathogenicity protein. The transcript has 2 exons. The record is from RefSeq and is a predicted model, not a curated record. Bases 1 to 2103 code for a protein of 700 amino acids. Lineage: Eukaryota; Fungi; Ascomycota; Dothideomycetes; Botryosphaeriales; Botryosphaeriaceae.